Messenger RNA from Fusarium vanettenii 77-13-4, 1023 nucleotides. RefSeq lists its product as uncharacterized. The record is from RefSeq and is a predicted model, not a curated record. The transcript is spliced from 6 exons. Lineage: Eukaryota; Fungi; Ascomycota; Sordariomycetes; Hypocreales; Nectriaceae. Gene Ontology annotation, biological process: ribose phosphate biosynthetic process. Bases 174 to 917 code for a protein of 247 amino acids. Gene Ontology annotation, molecular function: sedoheptulose-bisphosphatase activity.
AGAAAAAAAGAGGCCAUCAAGGCAACUGCAACUGCAGGUUUAUCCCAAUCCUUCCGGCCUUGACUCGGCCCCGCCAUCAUAGGCUACCUGUUAACGCACAGAGGGAGAUUCUUCUGCAACUUUCAAUCGAGUACUACCUCGGUUUUAAGCUUCUUUCUAGCUACUCGCCUGCCAUGUCCACACCCCGCGUCUUCAUCGUCCGCCACGGAGAGACGGAAUGGUCCCUCAACGGUCGGCAUACCGGUCGUUCCGACAUUCCACUCACCGCCAACGGUGAGAAGCGUGUCAAGGCUACCGGAAAGGCUCUUGUUGGUCAUGACCGACUUAUUGCUCCCAAGAAGAUUGCCCACAUUUACGUCUCACCCCGCAAGCGUGCCCAACGCACCUUUGAGCUACUCAACAUUGGACUUGAUGAACCUCUUCCCUGGACGAGACACGGAGAGAGUGAGGGCGAGGGUCUCCAGUGUGGUGCCAAGAUUGAGGUCACUGAGAACAUCCGCGAGUGGGACUAUGGCGACUACGAGGGCAUCACCACCCCUGAUAUUCGCAAGAUGAGAGACGGACAAGGCUACAGGGGAACUUGGGAUAUCUGGAGAGAUGGCUGCCCAGGAGGAGAGAGCCCUGAAGACGUCACGAGACGGUUGGACGAGUUGAUCAAGGAGAUCCGUGAAAGGUGGCACCAGCCGGUGAUGGGUAAGGGCAAGGACAAGGACCAGUGUGGUGAUGUCCUCCUCAUCGCUCACGGUCACAUCCUCCGUGCCUUUGCUAUGAGAUGGGCUCGCUACUCUCUGCAGAAUGGCCCUGCUUUUCUUCUAGAAGCAGGUGGUGUUGGAACUCUCAGUUAUGAACAUCACAACAUUGAAGAACCCGCCCUCCUCCUUGGCGGUGCUUUCGUGGUCGAACUCGACGACAACUAAGUUUGCCAAGUACUUUGAAAACAGAUCUACCGCCCGGAUACAGACAUAGAUGGUUCCAUUUAAUCAUAGACUUUGCCAUUUAAUCGACAUAUUUUCAUCCCGCAUC